Schistosoma curassoni is the source of this 7904-nucleotide messenger RNA. The record is from the annotation of a GenBank genome assembly. NCBI's taxonomy places the organism in Eukaryota, Metazoa, Platyhelminthes, Trematoda, Strigeidida, Schistosomatidae.
AUGGGUUGUACACUAUCUAAAGAAGAGCGUGAUGCUCUUGAACAAAGUCGAAAUAUAGAUAAAAAACUUAAAGAAGAUGGGAUGCAAGCUGCAAAAGAUGUGAAACUACUUCUCUUAGGUGCCGGUGAAUCAGGAAAGAGCACAAUCGUCAAACAAAUGAAAAUUAUCCAUGAAGGUGGAUUUACACAAGAAGAUAAUAAACAGUAUAAACCGGUGGUUUAUAGUAAUACCAUUCAAUCGAUGGUUGCAAUUCUCAGAGCAAUGAACACUCUUGGAAUUCAAUUCGGUGAUAGUGAACAAGGAGCUGAAGAUGCUCGUAUUGUUUGUGAUGUUAUCCAAGCUAUGGAGGAUACAAAACCAUUUUCGGAAGAUUUACUCGAUGCAAUGAAACGAUUAUGGGCUGAUUCUGGUGUACAAGAAUGUUUUGCACGGUCAAAUGAAUAUCAAUUAAAUGAUUCGGCAAAAUAUUUUCUUGAUGAUUUGGAUCGUCUUGGUGCUAAAGAUUAUAUGCCAACCGAGCAAGAUAUUCUUAGAACUCGUGUUAAAACAACUGGUAUCGUGGAAGUACACUUUCAAUUUAAAAAUAUGAAUUUCAAACUUUUUGAUGUGGGUGGACAACGAUCGGAGCGUAAAAAAUGGAUUCAUUGCUUUGAAGAUGUGACAGCAAUUAUUUUCUGUGUUGCUAUGAGCGAGUACGAUCAAGUGUUACAUGAAGAUGAGACAACAAAUCGUAUGCAAGAAUCAUUAAAAUUAUUCGAUUCAAUCUGUAAUAAUAAAUGGUUCACUGAUACAAGUAUUAUUUUAUUUUUAAAUAAAAAAGAUCUAUUCGAAGAGAAAAUCAAACGUUCCCCAUUGACUAUUUGUUUCCCAGAAUAUCCAGGUAAACAAACGUAUGAAGAAGCGGCUAUUUAUAUUCAAGCGUCAUUCGAAGCAAAAAACCGAUCACCUAACAAAGAAAUCUAUUGUCAUCAAACAUGUGCCACUGAUACAAAUAAUAUUCAGUUUGUGUUCGAUGCUGUUACCGAUGUGAUUAUAGCAAAUAAUCUGAAAGGAUGUGGUUUGUAUUAAUUGACUGACUGUUUUAUUUAUUUGUUUGUCUGUUUAUUUUCUUUGUUCUAUGUUUCCUUUUUCUUUGUUUGAUAUUUGUCUAUUAUUAUUGGUCGUGUUGAUUUAUGUAUGGUUUCUUUUUGGUGCAGUUAUUCAUCAUUUGGUUGAGUACAUAUCUUUCUUUUUUUUCUCUCGAUUACUGCUUAAGAAUCAUGUUGUACACUUGCAUAGAACCUGUAAGCGAGUGUAAGAUGCACGUCUACAAUGCAGAAAGUAUUUUCACAAAUAACACAUUAUAUAAUAAUAAUAAUAAUAAUACUAAUAAUCGUACAAUUAUAAUUCACAUUCGUUUCUUAUUUGUUGUGAAAUACCUUUUUAUCUUAUCUUUUCUUUGUGUUCCCUUUUUGUUUUGUUCUCCCAUUUGUAAUCUACAAAAGAAUAGUUGUAUAAUCGAAUGCUUUUACAUUUCUCUUCUCUCAAUGUUAAUACUUACCUUGAGACACAGAUACACUUGCUUAACAAUUUCAUAAAUAACUAGAAUAAAUGGAUUUUAUCUGUUCAAUGCCUAAAAUUAAAUAAAUCAAAUGUUGAAACAGGCAAAACAAUUCAUUAGUAAUAAUGAUGAUGAUAGUUCCAUUCGACUAUAUCUCUGUCUGUCUGUCUCUCUCUCUCUCUCUCAAACAUUUUUGUAUGUAAAAUCUUUCUUAACUUAUAGUACUCUAAUCGGAAACAAUGAUAGAAGUAGCGGCUAGUUCAAAUGAUGAUCAAUAUUUCGUAUCAUGUUGUUGUUGUUGUUGUUAUGGAAUGAGAAUAGAUAAGUAACUAAAUAAACUAUGUGCUGCCAUGUUUCGUUGCUCCUACUAAAUUUAUGAAAUGAUUAUUAUUUAAUGCUUUCCUUUUGUAUGUAUGUAUGUAUGUAUGUAUUUAUGUAUGCUUGUGUUUUUCUAUUUUCACUAUUUUUAACGCUUUGUGCUUUGACACAAAUAAUGUAUUUUGAAAUAAAAUAUAUUUACAACAAUACUAAAGUUUGAUAAGGUGGAAUAAACUAUUAUCUACAUUGUUUCAUUGUUAUGUAAUUGAAUUCACUAAGGAGUGGAGGGGAAUAACGGUAAACAUUUGUACUCAUUCUUAUUUGCAUAACUUCAUUUUGUCACUAUUCAAAUACUAUGAUCAUAUCUUUUGAGUUCAUUCGUUUGAAUAAACAGAAAAAAAAACAAACUACUCUCUAGUGUUGGAUUUUCCAAUAAAAAUUCAAGAAAAAAAAUGACAUUUCUCCAUAUGUGAAUUAGGGAAAUAAAUCAGUUUUUUUCUAUUCACUAUAUUGUUUUCCACUCUGUCUUCUAAUAUCCUGUUUUUUUUCUCUCGAUAGUAUGUAUUUUUGUGCCACACGGUUUUGUUUGUGUGUCUCUCUCUCCCUCUAGCGUUAAUCUCUGAUUGCAUAAUCUCAUUUUGUGUUUCGUUUCCAAGUAAACUAUGGUCACCUUGUAUUUUCUCUUUCAUGCCUUGCCGAUUUUAAUUCCUCAAUCUGUUAUCUAUUAUUAUUAUUAUUACUAUACUACUGUCCACCAUGACAAGGCAACAUACAUUCUCAAUUCAUAAAUGUGCUUUUUUCUGCUCCAUAUACAACUUAUUGCUAUAUUGACAUGUGCAGAUAUGAAUGUGUUGAUACGCAGUAUAUAGAUAUAUAUGCACACAUGCAGUAAACAUUUGAAUUUUACGCCUGACGCUUACAUUCAUGGUUGCAUGUGCGCCAAUGACUAAAUCUAUUGUAUUCAAUUGUAGUCUUGUCUUAUAAAUAUAAACGUUUGGUACUUAAUUAUGUAUUUCAUUUUCCUUCAGUUCUAUUUUAAUUCUUCUUAUCUUAAUUCUUGAAGGUGUAUGUGUAUGUAAAUGCAAACUCAUAAACAGGCCUGUUGGUCAAAAUCGCAUAAACAUAUGUUAUACACUGCUUCAUUUCAUUGUUUUUUUUUCGACGAAUAUUAUUACUGCUCUCUGUUAUUGCUGCUUUAAUUCAAAUGUAUCAUGCCUCUCUUGCAGUCGCGUCUUUAGUUUGUGCGAUAUAUUUUCCUCUAAAACAUGUGUUUCGACACAGCUUUUCUCACACUUCAACUUAUGUGCAUCAAUGGAUCCUCAUAUAAAAUAACUUCGUUCUUUGUGUGUACGUGUGAAGAAUGAGCUAUUUGACGACGGAUGCUUUCUUUACAGAAAGCAAUGGCUUUAUUAACUGAAUAGUUCUGCUUCAUUUUUGUUAAAUGUCUUCUAAUGCGUUUAAUAUUUUCUGGCUAUUAUGUAUUGCUCUUUUUUCUAUCUCAUACUCUAAAUAUUUCAUUUCGCGUAUUACUUGUGGUGUUCACAUUUUCUGACUUGCGCCCACCUCCCUCUCUUCGCUCAUUCUUUUGGUCUACAAUUCCCUCUUGUCAAAAUUCUGUUUUGUUUGACUAAACAAUAUAUAAUUAUGUAUAUUGUUUGCCUUUGAGAUAAGACAGUGAUAACAGAUAGUAACUACUACUAGUGAUAAUAACAAUAAUAACAGUAUCGAAUACAGUAAUUUGUUUUUUGUUCCCGAAUAUCUGUUGGCUGUUAAGUUGUAUAUUAGGAAGGUGCACAUGUAUGUGCAUUUAAUUCUCUUAUUGGUAACUUGAGGUUUUGUUGAGUUAGCUAGCUGUAGUCGGGAUCGGUUAUAUUUGUUCGAGACACUAAAUGAUUAUGUAUUCCAUCUGUCACUUGUAUUUAUUGUUAGAGAUGAGUAUGAUACCUCACAGACAUCAUUUAUUGGGAUGCUUUUUAAACUGUCAGCUUUAUAUUUAAACACCUAGACAUUGGUACAAGAAGACACCGAAUACAUAUGCGCCACACAAUCCAUACGAUAUGUGUGAGGGCUGAAAUACUACCUGGGAGCCCGGAUUGAAACAGCUGCUUUUCUCAGGCCACUCCCCGAACCUUUGACCUAUCGACCUAAUCCACAAGGCUGUGGAGUAAAGUUAGGAGAUGCAGUCCCGUGAUAGUGGGUGACCAACAAAAGGUUCAUACGCCAUUUGUUCCCUGGGGCCGAUGUGCACCAUUGGUUUGGGACAAGGGCCUUCCAACUCCCCUAUGUUGACCCUUCGUGUCCACCAACCCGGUUAAAGCGCCAGACAUCCACUUAGAAUUGUUUAAUAAAUUGUGGCUUGAAGGUUAUCUCUAUCGACAUAGUAUGAAAUAUCACUUCUUUGGUAGAUAGACUUAAUUCCUGCUACGAACCAGUGACAUUUGGACACUUAGUGAGAUAAGAGUUUAGCUUACUGAGAAAAUUGCAGAAUGAGAACUUACAUCCAAACCAAUAUAAUAGUUCGGCUAGAUUCAACCUAACUUUCGAGGUGAGUCAUUCAGAACUCAACAAUAAAGAUUGUAACUCUCACUUCAUAUCUGUUGAUAUCAUAUAAUUUGACUUAGUCUUAUUUGCUACCUAAAAUACAGCCUACUUACCAGUAGAAAACCAAGGAGGUCUCGACUUUAAUAUCCGAUGAAAAAUACACACAACAGUAAUGGUAAGAUCCUGACAUUAAAAAUGGAGUCCAUUCAUACUACCAAGGAAGCUCGUUACUGAUAGUUGAUUAAAGAUCGGAUCACUCAUUCCCGUACUGGAGGUUUCCCUCUAGCUAAUUCGUUUACCGGUAACAGGUCGUUAUUUAAGACAAUUUCACGUAUUAGUUGGGUUUUAAAAUACUUUCCCAAUGUAAACGAUUAUUAAUUUAUGAAGUAUUCCAUGUAUUUCGUCAUAGGCUGCACUUUCUUGACCCUUCCAAAGUUAAGCUUAACGUUUGCAAAUCUCUUGACGAAAAUGCUGCAUCCCAAGCGCUGACUGGUUAGUAUUUUAAUACUUCACUUUGUUCGUGAUAUACUCCGAAAAUUUAGUUCAUCAGAAUCAUGCAUAAGGUACUUUAGAUUUUUACCCUAUAUGUACAUUCUUUCUCACAUUCUUAACUGACUUACUAGUCUGUGCCGUGGGAUGAAACUUAAGGUAACACAGACAACGAAAACAACUUUUUUUUUACAUUUUUAUCUUAUUAGCAAUAACUGCAAUCAUUUCCGACGAUGGGGUACUUGGCUCUUACCAUUAGCAAUAGACUACUGAGCGGCUUUUGGAUGCAAGGUUUUUGAAAAAUCUGACGAUGACUGCUUUUUUACACGACUUGAGUCAGAACUAAUUAAGAAGCUGGGUGUUACCACUGGUUGUGAGCGAUUGUGUGGUAUCAAUGUCGACCGAACAGUCACCUGACAGCUUCAGCUCGUAUGGGUUGCGGUCCACAAAUACAGAGCACAAUAGGGUAUGGUGUAUACGUAUGGAGACUGAUAAGCAUCAAGAUGCCCAGUGAUAGUCAGAACUGUUUUCAUUAAGAUUAGGUUGACAAAUACUUUACGUUCGGGCAUAUUACAGUAUUUGGUGUUUGCCUGGAGAUGUGGCUUCUGCAGCUUAGUGACUUACAUCGAUGGUUUCAGACUUAUAAGCGCCGCACAACACUCCAAAGCGCUAUCACACCUACUCCCUUACCGCUGCACAGAUGGUCUGGUCCCAUUUACUUCAUUGCUACCACGAGCCUGAUGUAUAUAAAUGUAUCACACUACUUAAUCUAUUUUCUCCUUUAUACCAUAUAUGGAAUCCUGGCAUAUUAAUGAGCUUAUGGGAUUGAGUGAUUUAACCCCGCUUACUACCUAACAAGAUUUUGAUGUCUGUGAAAUUGCGUGCGUGACGUGGUGAUGUACAUACCGUUUUCUCCAUACUCGUACUUUUAUAUCUAAGUCAUCUUACUGCAUUGUUUCCGGUUUAAAACAAUGUUAUUAUUACGGAGCCUGUCAUCGGCUAAUAAAACACCUGAAACCCUAUAUUUACUGAUGUCUUUAUAAAAGACAUAAUUACUAACGUGGAUACGCCACUGCAAACUACUUGCCAUUCUAUAUAAUAUACUUAAAACAGCUAUAAAGGAAACCGCAGAUUUUAUUCCUUCUGGAAGUUUGACGAACGAGACACUAUGUCCGAGGGGCGAAAGUUGACAAAUCAGACAUCUUUCGCUGGAAUUCAGAAACUCUGAUCGAGUAAUUGUUUAUUCUGAUGACAUAAAAGCUCAAGGAUUAAGACAUCAGAUGGACUAAACAAUGUAUCAAGCUGUAAGCUCCGAGGGAUAGUCAUGGUAAUUGAUUCUUCAAAAUUUAAUGGAGGUCUAACCUCGUUACUUUUGUAAAUGUCGAUUCAGGUAAUCGAAACUAACAACGACACUCUUAAUGUGUAAUAUUUGCAACGAGGUCGAUAACCGUAAAAAUAUUCAGAUGACAAGGUACCAAUUACUUAUUGAUAUAGUACUCACCGCAACACUCCCGUCCAGCAACAAAUUAGAUCGACCUAUAAACAGGAAGUGGAACGGACCACCUGAUUUAUGAUUAUGAGGAUUAUAGUGACUGAACGUCUAGGUGUCAUAGAAAAAGCAUAAAAUGUGAUUUAUCACCUAUGAAAAAUCUAAGAUGGAACACGUACUAGUUACAAAUAUCUUAAACUAGAUAUUAACUAUUAAUCACUAGUACCGCCUUCUGUGUGACCAAAAACGGGAAAAUUUGAAAUCCACUGCAGCUACAGCUAUUGUGAUCUGAUCUAUCUGAUUAGUAUUGACAGCCCCAGCAACAAAGGAAAGGUAAAUCACUUGAGGUCGAUGGCCGUGGUUGCAGCAUUUUCCAUACUUCAGUAAAAAUCUGCCCUCCAAAUAAUACGAUCUACACCAUAAUGAUGUGAAAGCUAUUGAGUACCACUUUGAUUCUCACUGUUUCCAGAAAACCGUCGACAGAGAAAUCGGGUUGGUAAUUAGAAAAAUGUGGAGCUUGUAGAUUAAUUCUUAAAAUAUGAAAAAUGUGACUUACUUCUUGGAGGACGAGGAAUCUAUCAUAGGCUAAGGGAAACAGCAUUUCUUUGCCACGAAAGUCAGGAGGUUUGUGUUGGAUACUUAGGGUACUAGUGAUCAAAGGCUUGGAUGUGACACGUGAUAAUCACGGGACAGGUACACAUGAUGGAAAGCUUAACGAACUUAUUAAAAAAAACCCACACUGGAUUCCUUGGAUAACGGUAUUUACAAAGGCUUGGAGGUACUGUUGAAACAAUCAUGACUAUGAUGCAUACAGUACCAUACUGUCUGAAUGACUUGGUGUAAUCACUAGUCAAUAUGCAGGAUUAGGAAAUAAAAUCACUACGAAUCCCAUGACGAGGUCUUACUUCAACUAGCACCGUUUUGCCUAAAUUUGAUCACAGGUUCGAACGUAAACUUUUAUUGCUUGAAGUUGUAAUCUAUUCAUAGUAGAAUCCGUAGAGGCCUUUUUAAUGUUCUGGUUGCUUGCUAGCGACCCUAGCUAAUCAUUCAGUCUAAUAAUAUGAUACUGUACAUAUUAAGGUGAGGGCCAUAAAUUUAAAUACACAUACUACCAUAUAGCACAAGAAUAGAAACAAGUGAGGCUGUGUUAAGUACAAUACGUAUGUUAUAUCCUGACGGUACAACGCAAGGACAGUACUACAACGGAACAUUACUGUGACGUCAAACUUAAGGAAAUGAGAUUAAUAACAAUAACAAUUAAUCCAUGAUAACUUGUAUUAUUAGUCAAACUUCUUGAAGCCAAUUACAGAAGCAUACUGUCUAAAGCAUUGUCUGCACAUAUGUAGACCGUAUUUCCGGAUCAAACCAUGUCGAUUGGAACAAACACGACAGCAUCUACUGCCUUGACCAUAAUUCUUCGGACGUGAGUGCCAAAUGUUUUCGUGACCCAUGUCUAUACAGCAAUCCAGCUACUUACAGUGAAGACUAGCGCCUACAGGUGAUUUUAAACAAAUGGUUCAAGUGGUU